AGCAGCGCUGUUCGGAGGGGACGGAGGAGGCUCAGGUCUGCUCAGGUCCUCUGAGGACACAGAGACACGAAAUCUCCUCGCCUGAGAGGACGGUGGCAAGGACGGCUCCAGCUGGACAGGACGCAGACCGCUGCCUGGAAAGCCAGGACCCCAUCCCACCACCGCCUGGCCUCCUGCCAUGGAGCCCAACCACACGGCCCCGUCUCCUCCGCCACCCACGCCGACGGUCGAGGGAGAAGAGGUGUGCGAGAUAGACGUCCCCGACGUGGCCGUGGACGGCGCCUCGCUGCUCAUCUGCCUCUGCGGGCUGGUGGGCAAUGGGGCCGUCCUCUGGCUCCUUGGCUGCCGCAUCCGCAGGAACCCCAUCACCGUCUACGUGCUCAACCUGGCCGUCGCUGACUUCAUCUUCCUCCUCCUCAUGCUCACCUCCGCGAUCCUCUACAUCCUGGACAGCCUCUCCUGCCACACCUUCCAUUUCUUCUCAUACCUCACGCCGUUCUUCCUGCCCCUGCUGUUCACCCACAACAUGGGCAUGUACCUGCUGACAGCCAUCAGCAUCGAGAGGUGCGUGUCUGUCCUGUGCCCACUCUGGUACCGCUGCCACCGCCCCCAGCACCUGUCAGCUGUGGUGUGUGCCCUGCUCUGGGCCCUCUCCAUUUCUGUAAUUGCUAUAGUAGCUGUCCCGUGCCUGACACACCAGCAAGACCAAUGCCGUCUGUCCCUCAUCUCCAUGUAUGCCCUCAACUUCCUUAUUUUUGCCCCACCCAUGGUCAUUUCCAAUGUGAUCCUGUUCAUUAAGGUCCAGUGCGGCUCCCAGCGGCGCCAGCCCAGGAGGCUCUAUAUCGUCAUCUUCCUCACUGUCCUCUUCUUCCUCCUUUUAAUGGUCCCCCUCAGCAUCUGGAAUUUCGUGCAGCAUAUCAAUAUCAGUAUGGGGCACUCCCAGGUUGUUUUCCUGCUUGCCUGCAUCAACAGCAGCAUCAACCCCUUCAUCUACUUCCUGGUGGGGAGCUGCCGGAGGCGCUGCUCCUUGGUGUCCCUCCAGGUGGCCUUCCGGAGGGUCUUUGAGGAGACAGGGGUCACUGUGAUCUCCAGCUGAGAGGCCACUGUGGUUUCACUGUCUGCGCUGCGUCCCCCAGCUUCAUGCUCAGCUGCCCACACCUCUUCAUGGCCACCCCACGGGUCACCUUCCCAUGGCUGCUUGUCAGGAUGUGUUCGUGUCCUGUCGUUACCCCAUCCCUAUCCCUGUCCCAUCCCCAACCUGUCCUCAUCCUGUUCCCAUCCUUUUCCUGUCCACAUCACCAUCCCAGCUCAGUUCCCAUCCUUCUCCCUCCCUGUGCAUCCCAUGCCAUUCCCUGUCCCAGUCUGGAUCCCCAUCCUGUCUCCAUCCCCUUCCCUAUCCUUUGCCAUCCCAUCCCAUUCCCUGUCUGGUCUUUGUCCCCAUCUCUAUCCCAUCCUAAUCCCAACCCUGUCCCCACCCUGUCAUGUCCUGUCUCAUUCUCUCCCCAUCCCCUUCCCUGUCCCCAUACUAAACCCUGCCCUGUUCCCAUCCGUGUCCCAUCCCGAUCCUCAUCUCUGCUGCUGUUUGUUUCCAUCCCCAUCCCCAUCCCCUUCCCAAUACCAUCCCCAUCCCAUCCUCUUCCAUCCUGUCCCACGCCCCUUCCAUCCCAUCCCCAUCCCCGUAUCCGUCGGGACCCUUUUCUCGCCCCGUCCCAUGCCCAUUCCCUCCAUCCCCGUCCCCUCCUGUCCCCUCCAGUCCCGUCCCCGCAUCUCCCGGCCACCUCGACGCGGAGCGCGGGGCUUUGCUGCCCUCCAGCGUGGAAAGAGGAAACCGGAGGGCUCCGCGCAACCCCCCGGAGAAGCGGCGCUUCGACGCUGGGUGCGGGGGCUCCGCCGGCCCGGGACGGGCUCCGUUGCGGGACACCCCCGCACAGCGCCCGGCGCCCCCAGCCCCCGCGUCCUCCCGGACCCCGGCUCUGCCCCCAAUAAAGCCGCUGCUCUGCC
Messenger RNA from Anas platyrhynchos (mallard), 2001 nucleotides. Its product is annotated as mas-related G-protein coupled receptor member H. The record is from RefSeq and is a predicted model, not a curated record. Gene Ontology annotation, biological process: G protein-coupled receptor signaling pathway. Gene Ontology annotation, cellular component: plasma membrane. NCBI's taxonomy places the organism in Eukaryota, Metazoa, Chordata, Aves, Anseriformes, Anatidae. Gene Ontology annotation, molecular function: G protein-coupled receptor activity.